This is a messenger RNA of Cokeromyces recurvatus, 1193 nucleotides long. RefSeq lists its product as uncharacterized. NCBI's taxonomy places the organism in Eukaryota, Fungi, Mucoromycota, Mucoromycetes, Mucorales, Mucoraceae. The transcript has 3 exons. The record is from RefSeq and is a predicted model, not a curated record. Bases 438 to 1118 code for a protein of 226 amino acids.
GUGGGAUCGUGGCCGAGAUGAUUGUUAUGUAGUAAUACAAGAAAAAUUUGAGUGGAGGAAUUUAAUUCUUGAAGAUAAUGAAUUAGGUGAUCAUAUUUCACUGGAUAAGUCAACUAAUGUGUUAUCAUUUACCUAUCCUAAUAUCGAUACGUGUGUUAUGCAAUUUUUAUUGGAUUGGGAAAGAGUCUUUAUGAUGACUAAUUUGACUAGACAAGUGUCUUCUGUUUGGCUCAAGAAAUAUAAAGAGCACUUAAAGUUCAAUCCUACUAAUUUACAAGAAUUAUCAUUCACAUAUGCAAAGGUAAUAUUGAAAAAGAAAAAAAAAGAUGUAUAUUUGCAUAUAGUUUAAUAUAUAAAAUGUAUAGAACUUUACUUGUUCAAUUAAAUGGGCUUCAAAUGGAAAAGAGCGUUCACGACAAUACAAUAUUGAAUUAGAUAUGGCAGAUGAAGGCAAUAAAACAAAAACCACCCCUUUACCUAUAUUAAAAUCUCGUAAUCCUCAUUGGCGAAUUAUAAGUUUUUUGAGGGAUGUUUUGAACGAAAAACGAGACUUGAUUUAUUUUGUACAGAUUCUAUUCCAAACGUUACCAUUAAUGACAUGCCUUGAACAUCUUGAAGCAAAAUGUGCUAUAGAAGGCGAUAUUGGCAAAAUUUUGAUUAUACCUCGCGCUUACGAUUCAGUGCGCGUCAUCUUUUCUGCUAAAUACGCUAUUGAUAUACGCUUUACUGAUAAGACAACAAUAUGUGUUUCUGAUGCUGCUUAUCAUCAUUUAUUUUAUUCUACAUGUACUAAAACAACAGAUAAUACAGCGGAUACCUUUAUAGCACCUCAGCCUUAUCUUGUACAGCAACAAACUAUAAAUACAGAAAAUAACCUAAAGCCUAUUAAAGUAGCACAGCAGUUUAAAUUUAUGCCGUUUGAUCAGUUUUCUGGCUUAUUGGAUUCACUAGAUACCUGGUUAUUUUCUAUGGAAGAGAGUACAAAACAAAUGGAAGCUACUGAUGAGUUAUUCUUAAAUCAAAAAACUGAGCCAAGCGCUUUAUCAUUACAACAUGGUCUAUUAUGUUCAGCUUCACUUUGUCAAGGUAUUUUAUAUAAAUUACAAGCAAUGGUUUAAAAUAUUCAAAAAAAAAGAAAAAAAAAAAAAGAAAAGAAAAGAAAAAAAGUUAUAAUCUAUACUUUUAAUUGUGUG